AGCGUGUCGGUAACCAAGCAGCCGCAUUGCUGCUACACUCGCAAUGUCAUCUCACCGUAGGCACAUUGAGAGCGAACAUUUCGAAGCGCUAUCGGCUGUAGGUUGUCGACCGUUGUUUGACAGCUGCAGCUAAGGAGCAUAGUACUCAUAGAUUUGACUUGACUUGACUCUCGUCUAUGCCUUGUAGUUGUCGUUGUCGUUGUCGUCGUCGUCGUCGAUACUCUUUGUGGAAUACGGCACCCGAAAUACAAGUAUAGACUAUGAAAAACAGUGAGCGUGCCGUAAAAACGCUGUGCUAUUCGCCAUACGAGAGCCGUGCCCGCUUCUAGUAGACAUUGAACUUUAGCACAACAAGGUGGUUAAUAUUUGGAGCGGCUGCCAAAAUGUUUUGUGUAUUUGCAAGAAGAAAUUGAAAUUAGUCAAACUGAAAAAGCACAGUCACAGUCACAGUCACAGUCGCAGUCACAGCUUGGGCGCAUAUACUAUACAACGGGCAGCGGUAGUAGCUAGCACCACCACACACUAGCCAAGCCAAGGCAUUAGCAUUCAAUUAAAACAAAGAAGUGAAGUAGUUAGUGGUCGCAGCUGCAGUUACACAAAAAAAGUCUGAAUGUGUGUACUCGUUUGAAGUGUGAAAAAAGUUUCUCGCAGAAACCGAAAGGUAACAUAAAGAAAAAAAAAAAAGUAAAACACGAAUUGAGCAGGCACAUCUACUCAGCAUUUUCAUUGGCUUAUCAAGAGCGUGAAAUUGAGAGCGCGCGUCGCCAUCGCUGCCUCCUGCUCUGAGUUCAAGGAAUGUGAGAAAAAACUGCACGAGUACACCCGACAGGAUAAUACCAUACUAAACAGAAAAAAAAAAUUUAAAUAGCAGCAAAAUUGAAUGGCGCAGCAAAAGAACAAGUCGAAUUGGAACUGGUUCAACCUGCAUAGCAAGCUCACUAUUGAGCGUGUUUGUAGCGCUGCGACGCUUUUUGGCACUUUGGCCUUGGUGUGUUGUCGAGCUUUUACGCAGGUCCUUCUUUCUGUUCAACUGCUGCGUGAGCGCGUGUUCUAAAAUAUUCGCCGUGUAGCUACAGAAAACACACCUUCCAAUUAUGCACUACAUACAUCUGCACUAUGCAAGUUUUUUUCAAAACGAUAAUAAUCAUAACUACAAGGAUAUUUUACUUAUGAUGAUGACGGUAACAUGCAUACGUGCUCACAUACAUACAUACAUAUGUAUAAGGAGUAGGAAUUUGUGAAUAUGCUGCUGGAUACUUUCGUAGAUUUACGUCCGGUAUGAAUAUGUUCAAUUCGCCGCGAUACGCAUCGAGUACCUCCCCCCCCAAAAAGGUGCGAGACGGGGCAGCUAAAGAAGUAGAAGAAGUAGCAGUGGCAGUGGAAGCAACAACAAAAGAAAGCACCAACUACUCCAAUGAAGGCGACAAUAACGUAUUCACCGCCUAGCUUGAAUUCGUAUCAAAAUGUUCCUCAUGCAGAAUGCACAACAACAACAACAACAAAAACAAAAAUUAAAACAGAAACAGAAACAGCACUAAACAUUAAAGUAAGAUGCGUAGAUGUGGUAGACAGCGAUCAGGACGACGACGCCAGCUAUGGUCACGACAGUCCCAAUGCAACCGACAGUGGUAGGAGACAGCCGUGGAGUCACAGUCAUAUCCACAGUCAUAGCCACAGCCACAGCCACAGCCACAGCCACGCUCAUAGCCACAAUGAAACACAAGUUGUCACUAGGGGCGACAGCAUGGGCGCGAAUUUGAGAAGCAAUUGCUGUCAGCGCGAACAUAAAAAUUAUCGCAAACAUGUGAUGUCCCAACUGCCAAGUUGUACGAGGGACAACAUCCGCACGUUACCAGCGCCUGCCAGAAGCGAGCGAGAACGCCGCCAGGCGCAAUAUUCACGCAACUAUACGGUAUAUUUAGCAACGCAAGUCAAGACAUCAAGAAGAAUGCAGAGGACGUGUGAAGAUUUUGCAAUAUCACCAAAGUUGCAAUUGGCAAAUGCGGCGGAGAUUAGAGGAACCGCGUUGACAACCACGCUGCAGCCAGUUACAUUGAGCACAACAGCAAGCAAAGUUGAGAGGUCUGAAUUUGGUGACUGCAUUAACUCAAAAUCUGGCUCACAACAAAGACUAUCAACAACAAAAGCGAUAUGGGCAACAACACCAGCAACGGUGUCAUCAGCGCAAUCAACGUCUUCAACAUUAUCGUCGUCGUCAUCUUCAACAUCAACGCCGUACAACAGCUAUGCGGCGUCAAGCACAUUAAAGACAACACCACCCCCUUGCCUAGAGGAUAAUUUUAGUUUAAGUAACAAAAGACAAUUAGUUAUGCCAAUUGAAGAGGAGAAUAGAUUAGGAAAUGUCGGUGCUGGAGCACAAUCCCGAGAGUACCGAGAGAUGCCAGUGAAACGACCACUGCUAACGAUGCAAACAAUCGCACAACCAAAGCAAUCACAAGCACAAUGGCGGCAUAGAAUACUGUGGCGACCCACUUCUGCGCCACUGCGAGUGGGCAUGGAAGAGACAUUUGAAUUUCUCGCCUCAGCAAUUAAUGCAAGAAAAAAUGCUUUGGCGUCUGGGGUCGCCCACAUAAAUGCCGCGCUCCGUGCUGCUGGGGCAACAUUAAGAGGAAAUUCGCAAACAACGACAACUUUAGACUGCAGGUGCUUUAAGGAAAAUAGUGAUAUUUGUACGGUGGCUGAUCGAAAGGCGGUGAAAGAAGCAAACAAAGAAGAGGAAUUCAAUGGAAUGUGUGGCCAAGAGGAAAUGCGUGAUUUGAUGGAGUACAAUAGUCGGCGACUGGGUAGCCAGCAACACCCACACCAAAAUCAACUACAACGACACAAUUUUCUAGAUGUAAUACCACUGCUGUCGCGAAAGAGCCUCUACUCUCUGGGUAUAAUGGGUGUGCCGCCUUGGUCAACAAAACUAUUGGUUUUAUCGCUGCUCAUGCUGGCUAUUGCUUCACCGGCCAACUGCUGGACAGGACGGCCAGAUGUUCCAACAAAUUGCACUUUUCCUGCGCGUUGGGAAGGUUCGUGGUUCCUAUCGGGCUACCAGCAAUCUAUUCAUAUUAAGGGAUCACAAUUCAGUUAUCGCGGUAAAUGUGCGGCCUCGGAUGGUAACAAAUAUUUGAUUGUUGACGAGAAAGGAUGUCAUCGGUGCCUGGUUAUCUAUGAAAAACAUAAGAAUGUUCUUCAAUAUAAAGAAAGUGAGUGCGAAGGUGAUAGUAUGUAUAUGCAUCAAACGAAUCCAUCUGCCUUGGCGAUGCGUAGCGUUUUAAAACAAAGCGAACAUAGG
Messenger RNA from Rhagoletis pomonella (apple maggot), 3301 nucleotides. RefSeq lists its product as uncharacterized. The annotation marks the transcript as partial. NCBI's taxonomy places the organism in Eukaryota, Metazoa, Arthropoda, Insecta, Diptera, Tephritidae. The transcript has 5 exons. The record is from RefSeq and is a predicted model, not a curated record.